Nelumbo nucifera (sacred lotus) is the source of this 970-nucleotide messenger RNA. RefSeq lists its product as uncharacterized. Gene Ontology annotation, biological process: thylakoid membrane organization. The record is from RefSeq and is a predicted model, not a curated record. Gene Ontology annotation, cellular component: chloroplast thylakoid membrane. NCBI's taxonomy places the organism in Eukaryota, Viridiplantae, Streptophyta, Magnoliopsida, Proteales, Nelumbonaceae.
UCUUUCCAUUCCUCUGGACGAUGGUUUGGCUUCCACGUGACCUCCAUAUGGUUGAAGUUGAAUUCCGAAAGUUCUGCAACUAAGAAGUCGAGAACAUUUUUCUCGUCAAUCAUACCAAGAAAUCCCGCCGACCCGCCCAAUCUUUUGGUCCUCUGCGAGAGAGAGAGAGAGGAAGUGAGGGAGAAUGAAUGGGAUUUCGGCUUAUCCCUCUAUAUCUCCUCCUCAAUUGAAACUCAAAACCAGCUGUUUCUGUUUUCCACCUACUUUUUCUGUUCAUUAUCAACGUCGCCGUUAUCUCUCAGACAACAAACUAACAAGCAUUAGACUCACUGGAGGGUCUUCAAAGCUCCAGGUACAGUGCAGCAACAGCAGCGGCAGACCUGGGGGUUCUGGUUCGGAUGAAAAUGAGAGCAGGAGCAUUUUAGAUGCCUUUUUCCUGGGCAAGGCUCUGGCAGAAGUACUUAAUGAGCGUAUAGAAUCUACAGUUGGUGAAUUGUUGAGUGCAGUUGGCAGGUUACAAGCUGAGCAGCAAAAGCAAGUACAAGAAUUCCAGGAGGAUGUGAUCGAAAGAGCCAAACGAGCAAAGGAGAAGGCAGCACGCGAAGCAAUGGAAACACAAGGGCUUAUUGUCAAAGCUGCCGCAGAAACACCUGCAGUCAGUGAUGUGACUCCUGAAGUUUCAUCAUCUUCAUCUGAGUCGACAAUCACCAGCACUAAUGGAGAUCCUACUAACAAGGACCCCAUACUUGGAUUUGCCUGAUAGAAGCCGAUCUCAUGUUUCAGACUUUGGACACAAGAUUUUCAGAGAACGAACUACUGAUUGGUUUUCAAGAGGCUGUCCAAACUUACAUGUCUCUAACCCAAGGGCUACUCCUCCCAGUUGAAUUAUUAAUGCUUAAAUCAUUUCUUACUAUGUCUUGUUUGGACAAUUAAGUACAUAUUAGAAAUUUUUACACUGAUUCACACUUAA